AUGAUUUUGUUACAAUCGCCUUCCAAAUAUAUGUUGCAGAUCUUGACUACCCGCCUUCAGAAUCUUGACAAAGGAGUUGAGCUUGAUUGCCACUGGAAUGAGUUUGGGGAUGUUAGAUAUCACAUACAGGGCUCAAUGAAGAAUCCAAAUCUCCUCUUUUUAUCAGUAUCAUUACCUGCACCGCCUCCAGAAACUGUAUCCAUCGGAGGGUUACCACCAGGAGCGAUAGAUGCUAUAAAAUCAGCCUAUGGAGCAGUGGCACAAAUUCUUGAUCCUCCUAGAGACGGAUUCAGUCUCACUUUAAAAUUGAACUUUUCAAAACUUCCUCCAGAUGAAGAGGAAAAACACAUGUCCUUGUUAAAGAUUGCAUCCGUGAGAGAACUAGUAUUGGGUGCCCCAUUAAGAGUGUUUUUAAAACACCUGGGGUCACGGACUGCUGCUUCAGACCUUGACAAGAUCGUUGCUCUGGUACAUCGUCCCAUGGAGUCAUUUUUUCUGAUUCCUCAGGUGGACAAGGCCACCGUGGUUUUCCCUAUGAGGUUCAAAGAUUCUACAGAUGUUGUUCUGGCAACCUCCUUCCUUCAGGAAUUUGUUGAUGCUAGGCGCAGUGCUGGGCUUAGCAAUGCCCCUCUUUGUUCAUGGUCCACUACUCCUCCUCAAGAACUGAAGGAAGUUCCUUCAGAAGCAUUAUCUGCAAAUGCUGGUUAUGUUAGUUUUGUCAUUUUCCCUCGUCACGUAGAAGGAAGAAGACUAGACAGAACUGUUUGGAGUUUAUCAACAUUUCAUGCAUUUGUGAGUUACCAUGUCAAGUGUUCAGAAGGUUUUAUGCACACUCGGAUGAGACGCCGGGUUGAGUCACUGAUACAGGUUUUAGAUCGCGCCAGACCUGAUUCGGAGGAAUCAAAGAAAAGUAUAAAAAACAGAUCCUUCAAGCGUUUGUCUGAAGGACGGUCGGAGCAGUUUCAAAUCAUUUAUUUUAAAGUUCUUGAGCCUUUCUCUGAACUACUACUACUUGUUGAUUCUGUCUAUCGUAAAUGUACCUGCAAGCUCUAUUUAAUAGGACUAAGAUUCAGCUUGAGUACUUCACAUUCCAGUCGUUCGUGGAUUGGUUCACUGCUCAGCUUUGAAAUGAAGAGCCAACAAAAUGGUGGGAAAUCAUCCAUUAGUUCUGAAAAUUCAGAUAAAACAACGAAAACAAACAAGGAAAACACGGCUGCUUUGUACAGAAAUGAAGUUGACAGAGGCCUUGAUCAAUGA
Messenger RNA from Oldenlandia corymbosa var. corymbosa, 1257 nucleotides. NCBI's taxonomy places the organism in Eukaryota, Viridiplantae, Streptophyta, Magnoliopsida, Gentianales, Rubiaceae. The record is from the annotation of a GenBank genome assembly.